AUGCUACUAGCAGAAAACGUGCUCCCCAACGUGGUCUCCGGAACAAGAAGCAGGCCCAUUGGAAAGCCAAGGAAAGCUUCUUCACAUCGUGGCGAAGUUCUGAGGGUCCAUCGGAGCUCGUGCCGUCGUCGUUCUUGGCGUUUGCGUAGAACAUUACCCACAACACGUUCCGUCAGCACACGCCCUUCUUCAAGGAUCAUCUUGGACUCUUGCAAGCAGCAGCGAUUAACCAAAAGUCUCCAGCAGCCAAUCAGAAGCGCUAAUUCACCCACGGGGUCGGACCCAACGGCCACGGUCAACUCUCGUCUCGUCCCGGGAACACAAACCUCUCGACCGACUACAACCCGGCCGGGAUUGACGAAUAACAGCGAGGUUCUCAAAUCAGGUUCGGGAAGCUCAGCAAGCUUAGAAAGCUCAUGA
Messenger RNA from Colletotrichum paranaense, 420 nucleotides. RefSeq lists its product as uncharacterized. Bases 1 to 420 code for a protein of 139 amino acids. Lineage: Eukaryota; Fungi; Ascomycota; Sordariomycetes; Glomerellales; Glomerellaceae. The record is from RefSeq and is a predicted model, not a curated record. The transcript has 2 exons.